Messenger RNA from Aureococcus anophagefferens, 4683 nucleotides. RefSeq lists its product as hypothetical. Bases 1 to 4683 code for a protein of 1560 amino acids. The transcript has 2 exons. The record is from RefSeq and is a predicted model, not a curated record. NCBI's taxonomy places the organism in Eukaryota, Pelagophyceae, Pelagomonadales, Pelagomonadaceae. Gene Ontology annotation, biological process: phosphatidylinositol dephosphorylation.
AUGGCGCUCUUCGGCGCGCAGACGCCGCGCGAGAUCCAGGCGCUGCCGCCGCAGUCGCUGGAGCUCGUGGUCACGGACGACGACGCCAGCGCGAUCGCCGCCGUCAAGGCGCUCAUCCCCGGCACGGCGGCCGUCGACAACUUCGUCGUCCAGUUCGCCAACGGCUCGACGCAGCGCUACGUCAAGUGGGGCGCAUUCACGGAGGCCGAGCACGCCUUCGUGCGCGUCUUCCGCGAGCCGGCCGCGCCGCGGCUCCGCUUCGAGGUCCGCUGCGACGCGGGCGCCGCGCUCGGCCCCGCGUGCCUCGGCCGCUUCGCCAACGGCCAGCUCGAGGCCUGGCUCGUCUACCACGGGCCGCUCAAGGCGCCCUUCCCGCCCGCGGCGCCCUGGGCCGACUCCGUCGCGGCGAAAUUCGCGGCGUUCCACGCGUACCGCCCGCCGCUGCACCUCCUCGACGUCGCCAAGUCGCAGCCCGGCUGCUGGCCCCGGCUCGUCGACCUCUUCGCCACAGCGCGGGCGCCGGAGACGGCGCGCGCCGUCGCCCGGCGCUGGGACGGCGCGGCCGCGCUGAUCGCGGGCCUCGACCUCGACAGCGACGAGCUCGACCGGCGCCUCUUCACGCUCCGGCGCCGCGCGCCGCCGGGCGCGCGCGUCGCCUUCUGCCACAACGACGCCGCGAAGCGCGUCCUCCUCCGCGGCGACGACCUCGACGCGGCGUUCUGCGGCCUCGAGCGCGCGGGCCCGAACUACGCGGCGCUCGACCUGGCCCACUACGCCAACGCCGACGCGGCGAAGCCGCCGGGCCUCGACGACCGCCGCGCCUUCCUCGAGGCCUACCUCGCCGCCCUCCACGGCCGCCGGCCGGCGCUCGGCGACGUCAGCGCGCUCCUCAGCGACGUCUGCUUCUUCACGGUCGUCGACAACUACCUCCGCGGCUUCGCGGCCCUCGCCGCGGCCGCGUCCGGACCGGCCCACGAGGCCGCGGGCCUCGUCCUCGAGGCCCAGGCGCGGCUCCAGCACGCGCGCGCGCAGCAGUACGUCCUCCUGGCGACGUACCGCUACACCGUGGUCUGCUGCGGGGGCCUGUCGCUCCUCCUGACGACGGUGACCCUGGGCCAGAUCGCGCGCAAGGGGGGCAACGUCUGCUGGCUCGUCGUGUCGCCCCUGGCCCCGCUGGUGCCCUCGGCGAAGCGGCGCGCGGAGCAGGCCGAGCGGCGCCUGCCCAUCUACCUCCGCCUCAACGCCUUCACGUCGCUGAGCUACUGGCUCCUCAGCCUCACGGUCGUCGCGCACGUGCCCCUGAGCCGGCACCACGACAAGGUCUGCAACCCGACGGCCGUGCUCCUGGCCGGGUCGCUGCUGACGACGAUCAUCUUCAGCGGCUUCGUCGCGCCGCGGCUCACGCUCCUCAUCGUCCACCGGCGGCGGCCGUUGGGCGACGUCGCGAAGCGGCUGCGCCGCGCGGCGACGGUGCUGCCGCCGCUGUGCUACGCGGCGUGCGCGGUGGCGCUGGGGCUGCGGUCGCGGCAUCUGCACGUCUGCGUGGACCUGCCGCGGACGCUCGUCUACUUCCAGGUGCCCCUCGUGCUGCUCUGGGCCCUGGCGUUCGCGCACGGAGGCUACGCGGGCGCGCUCGUGUCGCGCGCCGCCGCGCGGCACGCGGCGCACGCGGCGGGCACGGACGAGGAGCGCGGGCCCGCGGGCGAGAGCGGGCUGGGCGCCAUGUCGACGACGUCGACGUACCGCCAGUUCCUCUUCGGGCGCCUCUUCCUCGCGACGUGGAUCUUCUACGUGUCGAGCUCGAUCUGGUGGGCGUUCACGCGCGGCCGCGUGCUGUCGCCCAUGCUGCCGCCCUUCUGGAUGACGCUGGCCAACUCCGCCAUCCUAUCGUUGGCCGGGUCCUUCCACUGCAUGCUCACGGUGGCGUCCGACGCCUUCCUGGAGCGGGGGCGCUUCCGCGCGGGCCGGCUCUCCGCGGCGUCCGACGAAGCCGCGGCGGAGCUGCGGAAUUCGCUGCGCCGCGCGGCGUCGAGCGUGCGCUGGAGCCGCGACGGCCAGGACAUGUCGACGGCGUCCCUCGUCGCGUCGACGCCGGGCCUCAGCGAGGCGUCGUCGGUGGACGGCUUCGCGUUCUCCGCGGGGCGCGGCGCCGAGGCCGUCACGGACCUGGACCUCUUCAUGCGCCGCGCGCUGCCGGGCGGCGACGCGCCCGCGGCGCCCGUCUUGGAGCGGUCCCUCGUCGCGACGACGAUGAACUGCGCCGAGGCGAAGACGCUCCGGGAGCUGCUGGUCGGCGAGCCGGCCGAGGAGAAGUCCGUCCGCGCGGCGGCCGCGCCGGGUCUGGACCUCGGCGACGUCGCGGGCGCGCUGGGCAACGCGGCGUCGUCCGUCGUCUCGGCGUCGCUGUCCGGCGCGACGUCCGUCGUCGAGAAGGCGGGGUUACGGCCCCGGGCGAAGACGCACGGGUCCCAGCGCUACGUCGCGGACGCGGAGACCCUGGCCGCGCUGAAGCGCUGGCUCCCGCGGGGCCGCGACGUCUACGCCGUCGCCGUCCAGGAGUGCAUGUGCUGGGACGAGCUCCGGUGCGGCGUCGUCCAGGCGCUCAACGACGGCCCCGACGAGGGCGACGGCGUCGGCGACGGCGACGAGCCGGGCAAGGAGCGGGCCCGGAGCGCGUCGUCGUCGGGCGGCCGCGCGCCGCUACCGGAAACGCCGGGCCCCUACGUGCAGCUCGCCUUCACGUCCAUCGGGUCGCGGCGCAUCAAGGGCCACAUCGGCGUCGCGGUCUUCGCGCGGCGCGCGGACGUCGAGGGCGGCUACGUGCGCCUCGGCGACGACCGGCUCGCGGAGGCGCCGCCGGACGACAAGUUCCACGACGACUGCGCGGCCUGCGAGCGCGCGGCGGCCCACGUGCCCCUGGGGACGAACCUGGGCGUCGUCGGGCGGUCGGCGAACAAGGGCUGCGCGGGGCUGCGCGUCCGCGUCGGCGACGCGCACUGCGCGUUCCUCUGCGCGCACCUCCCCGCGGACGCGAGCGGCCACGCGCGCCGCGAGCUCCGCAACGCGUGCGCGGGCGCGUCCCUCAAGUCCGCCGGCGAGCAGAUGGGCUUCAUGAUCGACGGCGGCUUCACCUACGCCGGGGCGCACCUCGCGGCGUGCACGCACGCGUUCUUCCUCGGGGACCUGAACUACCGGUCCGUGCCGCCGUCCCUCGAGCACGCGCGGAGGAACACGCUCGGCCGCGUCGCCGAGGCGCUCGCCGCCGAGGCGUCCGGGGAUCGGGACGGUGCGGAGCGGGCCUGGGACCGGGCGGUUAUCAACGACGAGCUCGGCCGCGAGCGGCGCGCGGGCCGCGUCUUCGCGAGCUUUGACGAGCCGCCGCUGAGGUUCGCGCCGACGUUCCGGCGGAAGAUGGGGCCCGUGGGCGUCGUCGACGCGUCGGCGGCGCCCGGGGCCGACGCGCUGUGCGAGGCGUACACGCUCUUCAAGGACGAGUCGAAGCCGGGCAAGGACGGGGCCCGCGAGCCCGCGACGCUCGAGUCCGCGCUGGCGCGCGCGCGGCAGCGCCUCUCGACGCACCCGCCGGACCACCCGAACGCGCUGGCGGACGCCGCCGCGGCGGCGGCGGCCGUCGCGGGGCUCCGGUCGCCGUCCUGGACGGACCGCGUGCUCGUCCACAGCCUGCCGCGCGCGAAGGCGGAUCUCGACGUCGGCGCGUACGACUCCGUCGAGCUCCCGGGCCGCAGCGACCACCACCCCGUGCGCCUCGCCUGCGUCUUGAGGGCGGACCCGGCGCGCGUCGACCUGCUGGAGAAGGCGGCGCAGGACCGCUGCGACGCCGUCGACGUCACGGUCGCGCUCGACAAUUUACGGGUCGAGGGGUUCUCGUCGCUGUCGUCGUUCGACAAGCUCAUCGACGACCUCACGUCCGACGGCACGCCGACCUUCUGCACGUCGGACACGCCGCUCCCGGGCGGCGCGUCGCCGCCCUUUGGGAGCCACAGCGGCGCGAGCUCGGCGCUGAGUAGCCUCGGCGAGACGGAGCAGCGGUCCGUGAAGCAGCUCGUCGCGGUCGACGGCGGCAAGGACGACAUCGACCGCGCGUCCCUCUUCUUCCCGCUGCCCGUGGAGGACGUCCACGCGGCGCGGCGCCACGAGGCGGCCGUCUCCGCGGCCCUCGAGCAGCGCGACCUCUUCGGCGACGGCGAAUCCACGGCGUUCGCGGACCGGAAGCGGGCCGAGGGCGACGCCGCGCGCGAGCCCUGGGACCGGCGCGCGGUCAAGCUCCGCGCGGACCGCGUGCCCUGCCGGCUGGACGGCGACGACGUGCGCAUCUUCCCGCGCCACUGCCUCGUGUCCCUCGACACGCGCGAGGGCGGCGGCGGCGACGACGGCGCGGGGCCGGGCGACCACCGCUGCUGCGCCUUCGCGCUCGUGCCCCUGCCGGAGGGCCCGCCGCCCUGCGAGGCCGACUUCCGCGCGCCCCUGAGCCUCAGCGGCCACGCGCGGGGCACGCUCGUCGGCCGCGUGUCCCUCUCGCGGCCGCGCGGCCGGAGCCGGUCCCAGCCGGGCAAGCCGGGCGCGCGCGAGCGGCCGAGCGGCCUCGGCCUCUCCGGCACGAAGUCGACGCGCUUCGUCCUCGCGCCCCCGCCGACCUCCGCGCGCGCGGCCAAGCCCGAGUAA